Molecule: messenger RNA, 883 nt
Organism: Hydractinia symbiolongicarpus
Lineage: Eukaryota; Metazoa; Cnidaria; Hydrozoa; Anthoathecata; Hydractiniidae
Product: ras-related protein Rap-2a-like
Exons: 1
Coding region: 110-652 (180 amino acids)
Biological process (GO): signal transduction
Cellular component (GO): plasma membrane
Molecular function (GO): GDP binding; GTP binding; GTPase activity
Source: RefSeq, a predicted model, not a curated record
UGUCUAACAUCCUUUUACCUUUUAGAAAAUGUACAACAAAAAGUAACCCUUGAAAAGAAUUAGAGACGCUAAAUUAAAUUUAGAGGACCAAGAAGAACUUUUUACAGCAAUGAAGGAAUAUAAAGUUGUUGUUUUGGGGUCUGGUGGUGUUGGAAAGAGUGCAUUGACAGUUCAAUUUGUUUCUAACCAAUUUCUUGAAAAAUAUGAUCCUACUAUUGAAGACUUUUACCGUAAAGAAAUCGAAGUUGAUAAUUCGCCAUCAAUUCUAGAAAUACUAGACACGGCUGGCACUGAACAGUUUGCAUCUAUGCGGGAUUUAUACAUUAAAAAUGGCCAAGGAUUUUUAUUAGUAUACUCAAUAACAAAUCGACAAACUUUAACGGAUGUUCAACCAAUGAGAGAUCAAAUAGUACGUUUAAAGGGCCAAGAGAAUGUACCAAUGUUGUUAGUUGGAAAUAAGCGUGAUAUAUAUGAUGAGCGUGAAGUGUCUCCAGAAGAUGGGCAAGCAGUAGCCAACAGAUGGAAUUGUCUAUUUUUUGAAACGUCUGCCAAGACCCGAUACAAUGUAAAUGAUGUUUUUGCAGAAAUUGUGAGAAGGAUAAACAUAGUAAACCAGAAACAAAGAAAAAAGAAGUGUUGUAACAUUUUGUAGAGUUAUGUUUGCAAAAAUCACUCCAGUCAAGCUAUGCAAACAUUCCCAGGGUACAAAUAAUCAACAGUAGCAUAGUUGAGAGAUGCCUUUUGGUAUUAUAACUUUGGUAUCCUACUAAAAAGAAUAUAUCUUAGUAUCUAAGAAAGAACCUAAAGAAGGUUUUAAUGGGAGGACUUAUUUACUUAUGUUUAACUGUAUUAUAAAGAACAAUAAAAACAUCAUUUUAAUGAA